CCUUGCGCCCAUGGCUGCUUCUCCAUCACAACCAUCUGCCUUCAUCCCUCUUCAUUCAUUCUCCUCUGGGUAGAUAUCGACUUUUUACAUCCUUCUCAUAAACAUCUGACACAACACACACUCUCAGACAGCAACGAACUCGAAACGACAAAUGCAAAAGACGACACCUACACGAACGCCCAUUUACCGCAAUGCCCCUCUAAACUCACACUCGCCCUCUGCCUCUGCAGCGACCUCCUCAUCACUGAACGAUGCCUCACUAGCCAUCGCAGCAGCCACAGGAACAGUAGGAUCAUCGACCAUGGACCCUAUGUCUUGGGAUGUGCUCCGCAAAGAGGUUCGGCAAGUCGAGAUUGAGAUCGAGUCCAAGUUGACAGCCUUGACAAAAUCGGCUGUCAAGACUGGCGGUGGACAACAGGCUGCAGGAGUUGGGCCUAGCACAGGAGCAGCAGGAGCAGGGCAAAGCAACGGCAUAGGGGCUAUGGGAAGUACAGAAGAAUUAGAAACUAAUAUCGAAGAUCUGCUGGAGAAGCUGAGUGGACUCGUGGAUGCAAUGUCAGGACACCUCGACACACAGACACAGACCAACGGGCAAGCGCCUCUUUCCAUGGUGCAUCUUCUUCAGAAGCAUCGCGAUAUCCUGCACGACUACACCAAGGAAUACAGAAAGACGCGUCAGAAUGUGCGGUCAGCCAGGGACCACGCCCAGCUCCUGAAUUCAGUCCGGGACGAUAUCAGCACAUACAAAUCGGCUUCGGACUACCUGUUGAAUGAGCGGGCAAGGAUCGAUGGUAGCCAUCAACUGGCGGACAGUGCUCUCGAACAAGCAUAUGCAGUGAAAGACGAUUUGAGCAAACAAGGAUCGACGCUUCAGAAUGUGAACCAGCGAAUUAACAACGUAGCAUCGCAGCUACCUAGCGUGGGCCAAUUGAUCGGAAAGAUCCAAUCGAGAAAGAACAGGGACAAUGUCAUCCUGUCCUGCGUUAUCGGAUCGUGCGUUGUUGGUGUGCUAUACUUUGUCAUGUAACCCCUCAUCAAAGGAUGGGCCGUGUGAACAACUUUACGAGAAACCUGUAAUAAAAAAAUGGAUAAUCUACUUGAUAACCGGGGCCGUCAGUCUUACUUGGCAGCCCAUGCGAACAUCUAUUUGCCACGUCGAGUAUGCAAGUCGGUUUCCC
Messenger RNA from Gamsiella multidivaricata, 1178 nucleotides. RefSeq lists its product as uncharacterized. The transcript has 3 exons. The coding region runs from base 152 to 1027 and encodes 291 amino acids. Gene Ontology annotation, molecular function: SNAP receptor activity. Gene Ontology annotation, biological process: endoplasmic reticulum to Golgi vesicle-mediated transport; vesicle fusion. NCBI's taxonomy places the organism in Eukaryota, Fungi, Mortierellomycota, Mortierellomycetes, Mortierellales, Mortierellaceae. The record is from RefSeq and is a predicted model, not a curated record. Gene Ontology annotation, cellular component: Golgi medial cisterna; SNARE complex; Golgi membrane.